UGACACACAAGACGCAAGAAGCCAACAAGACAAGUGAGCGACAGCAGCGGAUAUGGGGAAGAAGCCGUUCAGUGCGAAGCAGAAGAAGGCGCAGCUCAAGGCGCGCCGGGAACGCAGGCAGGCGCGGCAAGAGCGCAGGCUGAAUGAGGAGGAAGGCGAGGACCGACAGACACGACAACUCGAAAAGGGCGAGGAAAAGACGGGCGCCCUGGAGAUUGACAUUGACGCCAUCAUCAAAGCCAACCAUGAAGUCAACAUGGACCCACAGCAAGACACCAAACGGUUUGCGCUUCGCUUUGCCAAAGAGUCACGCGAGGAGCUGGAACGCCGCAAGCGCCUCUCUCGCCAGCCCUUGAAGAUGCUGCCAAAGGAGGAAGGCCUGGAGAUGGACGUGGACACCUUCUACCGCCCCGGGUCAGCGCUCGACAUGCCAAAGCGCCCGGCAUGGAACUACAACAUGUCCAAGGCCAAGGUCCUUGCGCAGGAGGAAGAAGCGUUUCGCAAGUACCUCCAGCGGAUCAAGGAGGAGUUUGCCGACCAGGAGUUGUCGUACUUUGAGCUCAACUUGGAGACGUGGCGGCAGCUCUGGCGCGUUCUCGAAAUCUCCGACAUUGUCUUUCUCGUCGUGGACAUCAGAUACGCGCCCCUGCACUUUCCGCCGGCGCUGUUUGACUUUGUGGUGAAAGAGAUGGGCAAGCACAUUGUCCUCAUCCUCAACAAGUGUGAUUUGGUUGGCGAGCCCACGACGACGGCGUGGCGCGAAUACUUCAAGACGCGCUACCCGGAGGUGCACAUUGCCACAUUCGCCUCGUUCAAGUCCAAGAACGAAGGCAACCCGGCGAGCCGCAAGAAGCAUCGGCGGAAGCUUCGCAUUGCGAGUGGCAUGCAGCAGCUUCUGCAGAUCUGGGAGGACCUGAAGCUGCCUGGCCUUGACGAGUGGCGCAGGAACGUGGACGCGCGGCUGAAGGAGGAGGAGACACGGUUGGAGCAACGGAGGGGCGGGGGCCGCUGGUUGGACGUGGACGAUGACGACGAUGAGGAGGAUGAUGAUGAUGAUGAUGAUGAUGAUGAUGAUGAUGAUGAUGAUGAUGAUGAUGAUGAUGAUGAUGAUGAGGGUGGUCGUGGUGAGAAGAGUGUUGGUGGCUCGGGCAGAACAACGCGGACGCAACGCGACGGCGGUGAUGGCGACGACGAUGGUGCACGCCAUUCGGGCAAGUUCCUGUCCGAGGACCGGUGGGCUGAGGGCGCAGCAGAGAAGCAGCGCGACCAGGACUUUGUCACGAUUGGCAUGGUGGGGCAGCCCAACGUGGGCAAGUCGACCAUCCUCAACAGCAUUGUGGGCAAGACGGUGGUGUCGACGAGUUGGACCCCCGGCCACACCAAGUACCUGCAGACGUACUUUCUCACGCCCAACAUCCGGCUGUGCGACUGCCCAGGCCUCAUCUUCCCAUCCCUCAUGGCAAAGCCACUGCAGGUUGUGUCUGGCCUGUACCCUGUGGCGCAGGUUCGCGAGCCCUUCACGCCCGUGCUGUUUCUGGCGGAGCGCGUGGACCUUGUGAAGCUUCUGCACCUCAAGCAUGACCCUGAUGACGACGAGCCGUGGUCUGCGUGGAGCAUCUGUGAAGCAUGGGCCGUUGCGCGCGGCUUUAUCACCAAGCGCGUGGCGCGCCCAGACGCCUACAGGGCCGCAAACAACCUCCUCCGCCACUGCGUUGAGGGCCGCAUUGUGGUGUCGCUGAAGCCGCCGGGCUACUUUGCCAAGUACGGCGACGCGCCACACCGCGAGCAUCACGAGGGCGAAGGAAAAGGUGACACACAUGUCGACACGACAGCGUGGGAGGACAGCGUCAAGCCCAAGUUUGCCCCGCUCGGUGGCGGCAAGAUCAAGGUGAAGCGCAUGCCACAGGCCCCACCCUCGCUCGCACACGUCAGCCGCGCUAGUGGUGAUGCCGAUGACGAUGAUGAUGGCGAUGGUGAUGGUGGUGAUGUGGCGCAGGAGACAGCGAUGGAUGCAGCAGCACGGAAGAACAAGAAGCGCAAGGAGAAGAAGAAGAGGGACAAGAGGAACAAAGCGAAGCAGCAGCUGGAGUUGCUCAAGCUCUCCGAUGACGACGAGGAAGACGAAGACGAAGGCGAAGAGGAGGAGGAGGAGCAGGUGGUGGCAGCGCGUGGCAAGGGGAAGCAGCGUGGAGGGAAGAAGAACAAGAAACAGCAGCAACAGCAGAAGAAGAAGACCAAGGAGGAGAGUGAGGAGGAGGAAGAGGAGAGUGAGGAGGAAGAAGAAGGAGAAGCCUCUGGCCCCGCCAACCCAUUUGCGCUUCUGGAAGGGCUUUGAUCUCAUUGCGUGUGUAUGUGUGUAUGUGUGUAUGUGUGCAUGUGUGUGCAUCUGCACAGUGGAUUCAGUUGUUGCGUUCGUUCAUUGUGGUCUCAACGUUCAAUGCAGUCGCAACAUACACAAUACAACCGCACAACCGG
This is a messenger RNA of Salpingoeca rosetta, 2475 nucleotides long. RefSeq lists its product as uncharacterized. The record is from RefSeq and is a predicted model, not a curated record. NCBI's taxonomy places the organism in Eukaryota, Choanoflagellata, Craspedida, Salpingoecidae. The transcript is spliced from 12 exons. Gene Ontology annotation, molecular function: GTP binding; GTPase activity. Bases 53 to 2335 code for a protein of 760 amino acids.